This is a messenger RNA of Rhincodon typus (whale shark), 1971 nucleotides long. Its product is annotated as ankyrin-1-like. Lineage: Eukaryota; Metazoa; Chordata; Chondrichthyes; Orectolobiformes; Rhincodontidae. The transcript has 5 exons. Gene Ontology annotation, molecular function: protein binding. Bases 414 to 1742 code for a protein of 442 amino acids. The record is from RefSeq and is a predicted model, not a curated record.
UAGAAUGGUUGAUUGCAAUGAAACCGUUUCAUGAGAGUGUACGUAUUUUGUAUUAGUCCCUUAUCAGUCAAUCCACUCUGUGGAUCAUAGAACCAUUUCCCCGGCUACAUUCAGUGUGAUACCAUUGCCUGUUAUGUGUUUGUGCAUGUUGUGUGUAGCUUGUGCCAUUGUUUUUCACCCACUCAGGUUACCCAUCCACUCAAAAGGAGCUGCUGACCCCCGCUGGAUUGCGCUAUGAGCUACCCACCCCUCUCCGAUGUGACGAUUAUUUUAGUAAUUUUUCUAGCGUAGGAUUGUCCCCCACAACUCCCCACGAACCAGUCCUGUCUCCAAAAGCAGCUGCACCUUUCAUAAAGGCCGAGGACACAUCACUGGAUGACAUUGGCACUGAUCGCUCUGUGCCAUGCCAGGUGAUGGGCGAAGGGGUCACUUCACAGCAGGGGCAGGUGAAUGAGAUGGUGGGCAGCGAGCAUGAGACUGGGCUUGCGAUCACAGAGACCAGCACCCUCUGCAUUGCUCGACCUUGCAGUAAAACGCAGCAGGAGGACCACAAUCGGUCCCCAGAGGACGGAAUCACGGCCAGACAAGAGGCAUCUUCCAGCCAAGUUCAGCAAGAGGAACGGAGUGACUCUGAGGAGCUCGCAAAGUUCAAACCAAAAGGCCUGGACGUUGUUCAGCCGGGUGAAGGUUCAGAUGACGAGGAGGUGACAAAAGAAGAAGACCAGAAUCUACCCCAUGCUCAGAAUUCCCAGAACGAAUUUUUUGCAGUUCCAGGUUGGCAUAGCGACUCGUCCAGCGUUGACGUGGAGCCACCAACCCCGAGACGCUGUAACCUGAGCACUGACAAUCUGGACGAAGACAAUGGCAACCUCCAAGAACAGCGAAUUAAGAAUGAUCUGGCUGCAUCCGUUAUGUUUCACAUGAAAGGACAGGUUCUAAAGCCUAAGGAAAAUGGCGACCAUGAUAUACAUAGGUUGGACCGUCAAAGGGAGUCAGGCCAUGCUACAGCUGGGCCUUUGAUUCAGGAGGUGGCCAGCGAUCUGCCUGUAACACCACAAGACAGGAAAACACUGAAUGGAAAAGUCCAUAAGCGUUCGGUGCUAAUCACUGAACAGACAGAGCCCGCAACGGAAUUGCAGAAAGAUCUGGCAGAGAUGAGGCGGCCGGGUGUGGACGAGUAUGUAAGCCCUCUGUUCGGCAGCGAGAGGAAAACAAGUUGGUCAUCAGAGGUUCUUAAAUCGGGACCGAACUUCAGGGAUGAUGGUUCCUCACCAGCAGAACACAAAGCUCAGGAUGACCAGACCCCACUGCAUAUUGCGUCGCGCCUGGGCAAGGCUGACAUUGUGCAGCAGUUGUUACAGCACGGGGCCUCUCCAGAUGCAGCAACCACCUCUGGUUACACCCCACUGCACAUCUCAGCCAGGGAAGGCCACGAAGACGUGGCAUCGGUUCUUCUGGAACAGGGCGCUUCGCUGUCUGUGAACACCAAGAAAGGAUUCACCCCUCUCCACGUGGCUGCCAAGUACGGAAGAAUGGAGGUGGCCAACCUUUUGCUUCAGAAAUCUGCAUCUCCCAAUGCUUCUGGAAAGAGUGGCCUGACCCCUCUGCAUGUGGCAGCUCACUAUGACAACCAGAAAGUGGCUCUUCUGUUACUGGACCAAGGAGCCUCCCCUCAUGCAACAGCAAAGGUACAGUGUACAGACAGCAAGGAUGUGGGAACUAAGAGCCAGUGCAAUGAAUGAUACCUGUGUGGGGUUUGUGUACUGAGAACAUGGUGGCUUUUCGUCUGAUUGUACCGACCCAGACCUCUCUCUGGGAAUUUAUCUGACAAAACCUGUUGUAGCAAUCAGAGGUUGAUGGAUUGGUGGUAACGUUUGUGGUUUAAUCUGAAAUUACGUGAGAAUUAAAUGAAAUGGAUACGCGUUUGUGUUUUGUUUUCAAACUUGUUUAAGGUACUUGCGAAGAUUUGUA